Suillus paluster is the source of this 2124-nucleotide messenger RNA. RefSeq lists its product as uncharacterized. The transcript is spliced from 13 exons. NCBI's taxonomy places the organism in Eukaryota, Fungi, Basidiomycota, Agaricomycetes, Boletales, Suillaceae. Bases 152 to 2026 code for a protein of 624 amino acids. The record is from RefSeq and is a predicted model, not a curated record.
GUUCGUCCCAAGUAUCAGCGCUUCAGCCUAAGGCUUCACUCACGUUGACCAUACGGCAUAAGUAUUUGUCAUCGCGCGGUCAUCUUUUCUAUCAUAAUGUUUUCCAUUCGCUGUAACUCGUCAACCUAGGCGUCACUCGCUUGAUUUCAACAUGCAUUACGCAGGCCGUGUCCUUCACAAACUGCUGACCGUGCUUCGAACCGUGGUCUUUAAACUUUCUAAACAGUUUUCGUUCCCAUAUCACAUUCUGCAUCGCAUCCUUGCCAUUUUGACUUCCAUUUUUUUGCGCUCGAGUGCUGCAUAUACAAGGAGUAGUGGUCGACAUAAACGCCGCGAACAAUGCGGAAGUGACUCUGAUGCUUCACCAGUAGUCUUCCUCCCAAGCCUCUAUCACCCAUCCGAGUUUGAGUCUGGGCACUCAGUAAGCCAGCACUCGGGACAUACUCAGGCUCGCACAGAGAGCUCUCCUCCCGAAGAGGUCGAAUCUAACCACGUGUCUAUGUCGAUUGUCACGUCGCUGCGGGACAGUACCCCUCCAAUUCUGAAGCCAAUGACCGCGAGUGACGUCCGUCGUUAUAGCAAAAAGUCUCAAAUUCAGAGGACUGAUACAGACUUCAUGAUCCUAGCAGGGCGGAAGGAUUUUUUGAUUCCGGACAAGAUCGAUGCGGGCGAUCUGAUCUGGGACUGUCAGAUUCAUCCGCACGGUACACUAUACUUCUCCAGUGAACAAGUGACAUGGAGAGACCCAGAAAUGGAGACAACCAUGGUUCAGAUCACCGUGUUCACAGAUGCCGACGUACGCCAGCAAUCGAAUUCCGAUGUAAUUGCUACCUGUGUCAGAACACUCUUGGACCAGGCGCAAAUCGCAGGUCAUCUUGAAGAUACCCUCACGGAGCUCACCAUUGACUUGUCCACAAAUGCUCAUGGGGAGCUUGAAUGCAAGUACUAUUUUGUCGCACCUGAUCUGCGGGUUCUGUUCUGGGAAGAUGAUUUUGAGGCGAAGCACUUGUUUGGUGAGGUCAAAGGCGUUACGAGCGGUCACAUCAAAUAUGCCAUGGAGGCUGAGUAUUGGAUGCACCGGGAGCUGUAUCCGAAUGACUGCAAGAUUACUCCUGAACUACACCGCGAACUGCAGGCAAUGAUACUUCAUGCUUAUACUGACACUAUCUUUUCGGAUAUAUCCUUGGCGCCUUUUGACACAGACGAGCUCCAGCGAGCCCUGAACAUCGUGGACUGCUUGAAUGGCAUCGUCAACAAGCCUGAUUCAACUGCAAACGACCAAUAUAUAUGGGCAUACGCUCGGUUAAUGCGAAUGUUCACCAGGGCCAGGUUUUCUAACUUUUAUGGUGAAAUAGGCGCGAGGCUAGGUACAGAUCACACCGUUUAUGCCGAAGACGACUAUCUCGACAGAAGACCGAUAGUUAAGCUUUUUAACCUCAUCCUAUUUGGCUCUCCGUCCACCCACGUCAGAAAGAUCGACAGCGUCUGGGUUGACCAAUCUGUCAACCGACCGCGCUGGAAAAUGUUCAUGAAUGGGUUGACGAGCGAGUGGAGUGGGCUAGCAAUUUAUUCAACCGUUAUGUUAGCUGUCGACAUUAGUUUCCUCGCGGUACCCGCGAUCGGUCAACAACCUUCAGCACAAAUCGCGUUAUACAUCUCGUCACUCUGGGCUGUAGCUUCACUGGUAGUUUCUGCUCUUCUUGCGCAAAGCGGAGGGCACCAGGACAGUAUAGAUCGAGCGACUGCAUUCAUGACCCGCAUGACUCGGUCGCUCCAUGGCAAAGAGAACCUUGCUAUCAUCUUCAGCCUACCGUAUGCGCUUGUUAUUUGGGGGAUGGUUUUCUUCUUCUUGGCGCUGUCCCUCGUGAUCUUCCUAUCUGCUAAUGUCACAACGUGGUGCACUGUAGGGCCAGCAUGGUUACUCGUUAUUGGGUUUAUUGGCUGGCCAGUGUGGGCUGCCAAGAGCUCAUCGAUUGGACAGCCGAUGUCCUCUCUUUGGAUCCGUAGUAGGAAACUAGGAACAUAGGAAAUUGAUAGACUAGAAAAGAGGUCCCGAGCCAUGACAUGUACAUUCAGCAAGUAGUUGCAUAAACGUGGGGACAUUUUAUCGUCAGUAAGAAUAAC